AUGGAAGAAUUCAAUAAUGAUGGUUGCCCAAAAGCAGAAGAUAUCAAGCACGUAUUACGUGAUCGCGUAGCGCAGUUACCAGGCAGUCGUGACCGGAAGGGUAGACCAGUUAUUGUAUUUCCAUCACGUGAAAGCACAUCACCACUUAAUCCGGAUCACAUUCGUAAUAUUCUGCUCUAUCUUCAUGCUGUGACAGCUGAUGAAUUCAAAGAGCAUGGAUUCGUUAUUAUAAUUGAUAUGCGUAAAGGUACCACAUGGAAUAAUGUUAAACCUAUCCUCAAAUGCAUUCAGGAGCAUUUUCCGGCAAUUGUGCAUGUGGUACUGAUCAUAAAACCAGACAAUUUUUGGGAAAAGCAUAAAACAUCGGUGUCAACAAGUAAAUAUAAAUUUGAAGUUCAAAUGAUAUCUGUUGAUGGCUUAUUACGUUACAUUGAUCCAACACAGUUAACUAGAGAUCUUGGAGGGACGCUCUUCUAUGAUCAUGAUGAAUGGCUUGAAACAAGAUUGGAAUUGGAAAAAUUAAUAUGGCAAAUAAUCGAUGUAAUGCGGAAUUUUGAAACAUAUCGUCACGAAAUGAAAAAUGGUGAGAUGCCAAUAGACGUUGCAACUGCUGAACGAGCAACAGCCUCACAUCUCGCCCUCAAGAAGAAACUUGCCGUUCCUAUUGAAACGCUCAAACUUGAAGCUCAAAAGAUACAUAAGCGAAUAGUUGGAAGUGGCAGUUUGACACCUGAUGAUGGUUAUAAUUCAUCGAGUGCUUCUUCCAAUACGGUAACAAAUCCAGACCUUGCAGCAGCAUUACCUCACCUCAUAUCUCUUUGGGAAACACGAAGACAGAAAUUAGAUCAUUGCUAUCAGUUGAAGCUGUUUGAACAAGACGCUGAUAAGAUGUUCGAAUGGAUUCGUGUUCACUUCGCUUUAUUGGCGCAACGUUUCCUCGAAAUCGGUGACUCUGAACAAUCGACCAGUUUAUUGAUUUCGGAUCAACGCGAAUUCGCGAAUAACGCAAAUAAUGCGGAUAUAAAUGUAUCGCAUGUUAUGAGUGUUGCGAAACGUCUAUUAGAAGUGGGUAAUUAUGGUAAGAAUCAAAUUGAAAGUGUUGCAAUAAGGCUAGAAGAGGAUUGGCGUCGAUUCAAAGAUGCUAUUGAUCAACGUACUCUUCUCCUUGAUAAAGCACUUUCGUUUCAUCGUAAAUCGCACAUCUAUCUUUCGAACGUCCCAAUAUGGAUGCAUAAGAUAAAUGUUGAAUCGUGCAGCGGUGUAUCUGAUUGUACUGCCGAUGAAUUGGAAGCAACGAUUGCUGAACACGAACAUUUUGGUGAAUCGUUUAUUCAGACUUAUGCUGAGGCGAUUGAUGAAGGACGUUUAUUAACACAAUUGCUGAAAGCGUUGGGCGGUGAAGUGAUUGGCCAAAAUAAUUCCUACAAGCAUGUUGUCGAUAUUAUUCAGCAAGUUAUGUGCGCUCAUAAAGAACUGAAUGCACAAUGGCAACGAAGAAAAUUUCGAUUGCAUUCCCGACUGGCAUUGAUCGCUUUUGAAACGGAUACGCACCGCGUUCUACAAUGGCUGGAACAACACGGUGAUGCAUAUCUGAAUAAAAAUACUGCAAUUGGUGUGAAUUUAGCGCAGGCGAAGGUACUGCAACGUAAUCAUACUCAUUUUCGUUCGGUAGCAUCAAAUACGUAUUCGAAUGCGGAAAAAUUAUUUACAGCCUCAAAUACGAUCAUUGAAAUGGGAGAAGGUGAUGCGAAACAAAUGAAUGCAGUGGUGAACGAGUUACGACGUCGCAUUGAAUCAUUCUCAGAGAGGGUGGUGGAAAAACGACGUGAUUUAUUGAAUAAAUCAGUAUUAUUCCAUACACAUUAUAAUGAAAUAACUGAAUGGUAUACGAAAAUGGAUAGCAAAAGCGCGUUGUAUGAGCGUAUCUCAACAUCUGUGCAAGAAGGGGAGAAACGUAAAGAGCAGUGGAUGAGUGAAAGUGAUGGCACUGCGCAGGCAUAUGCAACAACAAUGAGCGAAGGACGUUUAUUGCUGAAAGCAUUAGAACAGCAAGCCCAAAUGAUGAGCAUUGAUAAUCAUGAGACGGUGAAUGUCAUUGAACGGCUUAUUGCAAAUAUUGAGCAGAGACAUUCGAAGUUAGUGGAACGAUGGCCAAGGCAACGGAAUACGUUACAGCUUGGUGUGAAAUUCGCUGUUUUCUUGCAAGAUUGCUCACAAAUUACUCAGCAAAUGAAGAAUUGGCAAGAUGAUAUGAUUGCACUGAUGAAUUCAGAAAAUUUUGAUACUCGUGCACAACAUAUUUUGCCAUAUCAAGAAGAUAAUGAGGCACAGGUCAAGAAUGCCGUUGUGGAGAUAAAGAAUAACGCUAGUGAAUUACUCCAGGCAGUGAAUGGCAGUGAGGUGAAUUUGGUUUGUACGGAUGGUGUAUCUGUUAGAAAAGUUAUAGCUGAUAGCAUAAGUCAGUUAUGUGCGUGUGAAACGGAAGUUAUGGAAGUGGCGACUCGUACAAGAUGGCGUAUUGAACAGUGUAUGGCGUUGAAUCGUGCUCGCGUCAAGGCAUCACAAGUUAUUAUAACCAUACAAAGAGAAGAACAAAAGCUGUUGAAAAUGAAUCUUAUUCCGUAUAAUUACGAAGAAGCAUUAGCUGCUCAAGUUGCACAUAAACAUUUUCAACAAACCAUCGAGAAUACGAAUCAUAUUGCAAGAGCAUUCGCCGAAAAGACAGAGCAGCUGCUGAAUAGUUAUGAUGCGAAUGCACGUGACAUAAACGAAUUGAAUGACAAUGUUAUGGGGCGAUUCAGGCGUUUAGUUGGUUUCGCUGAAGAACGUAACAAACUUAUCAAAGCGGCGAUCAGUUGCUACAAAACAUUCCAAAAAGGCGUUACACCAAUACUGGAUCAGUUAGAGAAAGAAUACAGCGCGGGAUCUGUUAAAGAUUGGUGUAUGCAAAAGAAUGGUGAAAGUGAUGCUGAACGAGCGCGCUAUAUCGCUGAAUUAUUAUCAAAACAUCGAGAUUAUAAGGAACGAUUCCUCAAGGGAUGUUCGUAUGCACAGAAAACUUCGGAGCUGUUUCUGAAAUACAUACGUCGAUGUGAAGCACCGGCAGAACAUGUGCAUGAGCAUGAGACUCGUAUAUUGGCUAGAAAAAGGGAUCUCCGUGAACGACAGCAAAAAAUUUUGGAUUUAUGGACACGUAAAAAGCAACAACUGGAUCGUUGUCAUCAAUCGGUCCUUUUAGAAGCCACCGCCAAACAAAAUUUGGAAUGGAUUAGCAGUGUUGGUGAGGCGUUCUUGAAUCGAUGCAGUGAACGUCAAAUACGAACUGCAACACAUGAACAGUUGGAUGCCUAUUUGGAAGAAUACACAACAUUCAAAGUUGAUGCAAAACAACAACGCGCAAAAGUUCGGACAAUGCUUCAUUUGGCCGAAGGAUUUCUGAAAGGAGCACAAGAUCAGUUGCAUACAAAUGAUGUUGAACGUUGGAUGCAUUCUGUUCGCACCAAAUUUGAACACUUCUCAGUACAUCUCGCUGAGUAUGAAACACUGUUAUUCACUAUGAUUGGACGAAAACCAGAAUUUUGUAAAGCGAAAGAUGAACUAUCCCUUGAUCGACAGAGCGAUUCAAGUUUAGAGGCCAAAAUUGAAGGCGAUCGCAAGAUAAGAGAACCGAUGAUGGAAUUGAUCAAAUCCGAGAAGGAUUAUAUUGAAGAUAUGCGCAAUUGUAUUUCAUAUUAUUUAAGUGCGUAUCGAAAUGCUGGUAAUUCAAUACCGGCAACUUUACGUAACAAAGAACGUGAAUUGUUCGGCAAUAUGGAGCAGUUGUAUAAAUUCCAUAGCGAAGUAUUUCUGCCAGAAUUAAUCAAAUACGAAAACGAUCCGGAAGAUGUUGGCUACUGUUUCAUUUUUUCGGUGGAGACGCUCAAUUCACUUUACAUAGAAUACUGUGUCAAUAUGGAACAGAAUAAUUAUUUGAUAACAUUGCCGGAGGCUGUGCAGUUUUUUUCGGAAAUUCGAGAAAAAAAUUCUUUAGAACACAACCAAAAUCUGCAGUCGUUUAUUAUUAAGCCAGUGCAGAGGAUAACACGUUAUCGCCUUAUGCUGGAGCAGUUAGUGAAAAACUGCAAAAAUAAUGUCGACGAAAUAAAGGAGGCAUAUGAUGUUGUCGUGAGUGUUCCUCGUCGAGCUAAUGAUCUUAUGCAUUUGGGUAAUUUCGAAGGUUAUCAGGAACUCGGUGUAUUAGGUGAUUUUGUUAUGCAAGAGUCAUUCGUUGUAUGGGAUCCGAAAGCGUAUUUCAAGAAAGGUCGUGAGCGUCAAGUGUUUCUGUUCGAAUUAUGUGUUGUGUUCGCGAAGAAAAUCGAACUUUCCACACGCGCUGUCAAAUAUGUUUACAAGAGUCGAUUAAUGUUGGGUGAAAUCAAUGUUUGUGAGCACGUAGAGGGUGAUCCGAGUAAAUUCGCAUUGCGGCAAGGUAGUGUUCCGAGCAGCGAAUUAAGAACUGAAUUAAAAGCUGCAAAUGAACAGUGCAAAGUACAUUGGGUGAAGAAAAUUCGAGAAUUAAUGCAGGGACUGAUGACUGCUAAUUUGGAUAUGCGACAUUUACCAGCGAAUAGCCGAACACGAGCAUCAGUUGUGUCAUCAAUAGAACGUAUUUCAAAAGACAGUGGUGGAAGCGAUCUACCGAGUAGUGCCGACUCGAUACGAAGCAUUGUUUCAUCGAGUGAAGAUCUCGACCGUGAAUCCUGCAUCAUAACCGUGCUUUAA
Anisakis simplex (herring worm) is the source of this 4761-nucleotide messenger RNA. NCBI's taxonomy places the organism in Eukaryota, Metazoa, Nematoda, Chromadorea, Rhabditida, Anisakidae. The record is from the annotation of a GenBank genome assembly.